Molecule: messenger RNA, 3210 nt
Organism: Drosophila virilis
Lineage: Eukaryota; Metazoa; Arthropoda; Insecta; Diptera; Drosophilidae
Product: cilia- and flagella-associated protein 52
Molecular function (GO): protein binding
Source: RefSeq, a predicted model, not a curated record
ACAUUGUCAGCAGCUGGUGUAGCAAAUACCAAAAAUAGAAAUCAUAUAAAAACAAAAUUCAUAUAUAUAUAUAUUUUAUAUGAUAAUGGCAACCGCGGUCAAAGAAUGCCAGCACCUACAGCCGCGCGCAAUUUUCGGCAUCAAUGGCAAAGUGGAGAACGGUGUGCGUCAGCAUCCCAUUACCCAGGCGGCCAUAUUUCCACUGGGCAACAAGAUUGCCAUUGCCGACUUCAAAAAGAAUACACAAGAAUUCGUUGCCGGACACACAAACAGCAUAUCCUGCCUGGAUGUCAGCAAGAGCGGCAAGUAUAUCGCCUCCGGCCAGGUCAAUCAUAUGGGCUUUCGCGGCUACGUCAUCGUAUGGGAUUAUGAGUCGCGCAAGGAGAUUGGACGUCACGAUCUGCACAAAGUGAAAGUGCAGGCCAUUUGCUUUACGGCCGAGGAACGCUUUGUCAUUUCCAUUGGAGGCAAGGACGACGGUUCCGUCAUCGUAUUCGAUAUGCAGACAUUCACGCCCAUUUGCCGCCAGCCCGCCUCACGCGCCAUUUCUGGAAAUGCCCUUACUGUGCGUCCGCUACACAAUAAUCCGUUUUUUUUUCUCACCGCCGGCGAUCGGCACCUGCGCCUGUGGAGCAUUCUACGCGAGCAGAAGAAGCUGUACGUGCAGGAUGUCCAGUUGGCCAGCAAGUCGCGCCAGUUCUACUGUGCCCGCAUCGAUAAGAAGGAUGAGUUCGCCUAUCUGGGCACCGGCACAGGCGAUAUUGUUAAGAUCGUGCUCAACUGCUGUGACAGGGACAAUGUGACCCGACCAGGUUCAUCCAGCGGCAUACUGGGCGCCUUUGGCACACAUAAUCCACGCAAGCCCACGGGUCGCGAUUGCAAUCGCUACGUGAACGGCGUGCGUGCACUAUAUGUGCUGGAGGAGGGGCGUCUGCUAAUUGGUGCCGGCGAUGGUGGGGUGGAGCUGGUGGAGGAGCGCACGGAGAUACCAUUGAUCAAUUUCCGAGAGUAUCCGGGACCCACAUGGCCCUAUUUGCGCACGGUGAAGAGAACCCGCGUCUCUGGCCGCAUCUCUUCGUUUGUGCGCUCCACGCCAGAGAAAUUCUACAUCUGCACGGACACCAACGAGAUUUACAUGCUGAACAUAUCAACGUGGGUGCUAAAGCUGCUGCGCACAUGCCACGCCAAGGCAGUCUACUUUAUUACCUUUCCCAAAAACUAUGCAGCUGUUUUUGCCACCGCGGGCCAUGAGAGCAUACGCAUCUGGUCCCUGAAUCGCAAGCAGGAGCUGCUGCGCAUCAUGGUAUAUAACUUUAACUGCGCUGCGGUUCGCUUCGCCCAGGAUGGCACCAGCAUUGUGUCCGUGUGGAAUGAUGGCAUCAUACGCGCCUUUACGCCCAUCACUGGCCGUCUCAUCUAUGCCAUACCCAAUGCUCACAAUAAGGGUUGUAGUGCAUUGGCGGUGGCAUCAACUGGUCGCUUCAUCGUAACUGGCGGCAUCGAGGGACAGGUGCGCGUGUGGAAGAUCGAGCCGUAUCGUCAGGAUCUAGUCGGCGUGCUUAAGGAUCACUCGGGUCCCAUUACCUCGCUGGACAUAAAUUAUCUGGACACUGAAGUGAUAUCCGCCUGCACUGACGGCUCCUGCGUCAUUUGGGACAUCAAUCGCAUGACCCGCAAACAGGUGGUCACUUCCAACACGCAGUUCAUGUCCGUCCUCUACUUCCCGACUGGAGUACAGAUACUCACGUGCGGCUCGGAUGGCAGAAUCAUCUACUGGAUGGUGUACAACGGAGCACUGAUACGCGAGCUGACCGCCUCGAAGAAGUCAUCUGUGAACUGUUUGUCGAUGAAUGCCACCGGCGACUAUUUCGUUAGCGUUGGCAGCGAUCUGCAGGUGAAGCUAUGGGAUUACAAUAGCGGCGAUGUGGUGGGUGUGGGAUCGGAGCAUGCCUCGUCUGUGAUCAGCGCUGCGUACAGUCCCUGCGGCAAGAUGUUUGUCACAGGCAGCACGGAUGGCUCACUGAUCAUUUGGGAUGUGCCCGAGGAAUAUUGGGGUAGUCCCAAUCCAGUCGAUGGGCCUAGCUACCAGCUGCCCAAGGCCCAGCCAAAAGGCAAGGUAGUUCAGUCACGCGUCGACUCCGGCACACGUUUGAAGCCGGCGCCCGGCGAGAAUAUCAAUGGUCUGCUCAAGGCAACGCCCAAGGAUGACAUCUGCUGUGUCGAGUGUCCGCCCUGCGCCAAGAAGGAAGCCAAGGCAGCUGAUCCCUUCGCCGAGUGCAAGAUUGUGCCGGAUGUCCGGAAGUGUUAGGUGAUUUAAUAAUUAUCUAAAAUUUUGCUUAAUUCCGUUCAAAGCAUUAGCUUCAAAUAAAUACAAAGAGCAUGUACUAAAAAAAAAGGAAUUUUAAUCACAGACUAAUUUUGAAAUUAAUUUCCGGCAUCACUUGGGGCUUUGAUGAAAGAGAAUUCGACUUUUUUGGCUUCUUCCUUUGCUUGCUUUUUCAUUUCCUCCUCCUGUCGCUUGUUCUCCUUUGCAGCUUCGGCUUCCUGUCGCUUGCGCUCCUUUUCGGCUUCGGCGUUUAGACGCUUCUGUUCCUUUUCGGCUUCAGCCAUUUGCUUUUUCUCUUCCUUCUCGGCCAGUUCCUGCUGCUUCUUGGCCUCCUUUUCAGCCGCAGCCUGCCUCUUUUUGUCUUCAGCUUCACGCUUGCUAUCAUACUUUUUCCAUUCCUUCUGCACGGCAGCGAACUCCUUCAAGCGAUCCGCCCUUUCCUUAUCCGUUUCGGGGGUCUUGCCAUUGCCCUCAACAUCGAUCUCAUCCUCAUAACCAUCUGGCGGCAAGGGAUUCCAGAAACUAUUAUGGAAUGCUGUGGUAUUUCCGUCCCUGAAGAAAUACGGCUUUCCACGUAGAUACAAGUGCGACCAGUGCCUAUACUCUGGUCGUUCCUCUUCCUUGUGCGAGGUGAAUACAAGGACCGUCAGUAUGGCAAUCAGCGGCAGUCCACCCAUUAGCGAGAUCUUCUGCCACUUUUUUGAAUUCUUGUAAUCUGGCGCUAUGUGACCAUUAUUCGAUUUUAAAUAUCUCUUUUAUUUAAUAUUGCUCUCAGAGUUGAGUUGACCGACUUACGUGGCUUGGGGCAGGGUGUGCACGGACACUUUGGGCCGCCACCGGAUAUUUCCGCAGGACAAGUGGCUUCUGUUUUAUUUAAUCCUUCA